AUGGACUGGAUCUACGGAUUGGUGGUGAAUACGGGCUUGGACACGAAGAUCAUGCAGAGCGCCACGGCCACGUGGCCCAAGUGGAGCUCCAUCAUCGAGACAGUGAACAAGAUUAAUCUGGCUGUUCCUGCUGCUGUGCUUCCUGUGCAUCAUCGCUACGACCGUGCACGCGACCUGGAUCAACUGCAACAUCGAGGAGAGCUGAUCCCCUACGUCAACUUUGAGGACCCGCGGUUGUUUAACAUCUUGGAACGGCCUAUCAAUGACGACACGCCGAACCGUGAGGCCGAGUUUUUCCUGCACCUGAGUCUUUGUCAGACUGUGAUCCCAGAGAUGGUGGAGGGCAGCUCUGAGGUGCGUUUCUCGGUCUCUUCAACCGAUGAGCAGGCGCUGGUGUCGGAAGCCAAUACCCCCAACGGCGGGCUCACUAAGGGCGACGACAAUACCAUUUAUCCCAUGCUGGCCAAGGGCAAGAGUGACCCCGAAAUGAUAAAGGACACGAUGCUGGAGACGUUCGGCGACGAUGGUUUGCGUACGCUAACGAUCACCCAACGGCGUGUGGACGAGAAGGAGUACCUUAACUGGAGCGCGCGCUUCAAGGAGGCCAAUUCUUCACUAGAAGAGAUUGACAAGCGCAAGAACGGGCUGCCCAACGAGACCGACAAGCUGAUGACGGGAAUUGAGCGUGAUCUGGAGCUGCUGGGUGCGACGGCGAUUGAGGACAAACUGCAGAGCAAUGUGCCCGGCUGCAGUGCCAACCUGAUCCGUGCUGGUAUGCGCGUAUGGGCGACAAGCAGGAGACUGCCAUCAACGCCUGUCAACUCAUGGACAAUGAAUGACAUGCAGCAGUUUAUCUUCAGCUGCGAUCUGUAUCCCACAAAGGACACUAUCCUUUCGCACCUGACGGAUGCGAACGCGCAGUGUUUGGAGUUGACACUUGCAGAUGACCGGUGCCAGAAGGAAUUCUUGUCGCUGGCCAUGGCAUGUGAAGCGGUGGUGUGUUGCCGUGUGUCUCCUAUUGACGGUGCAAACGAUGUGGCUAUGAUCCAGCGCGCACACGUUGGUUUCGGUAUCUCAGGACAGGAAGGCAUGCAGGCUUUGCUGCUGCACCAUGGCCGCUCGAUUCUUGCGGGCUACAUGUUAUACAAGAAUAUCGUGACGGUGCUGGCCCAGUACUUCUACACGUUUUGCGCGGGCUCAUCAGGCCAGAAAUUCUACGGCGAGUUGGGUUUCCACAUUUGCUACACUUCGCUGCCCAUCAUUGUGCUGGGAGUUUUCGACUACGAUGUGCCUUUAGAAGUCAGCAGGCACUUCCGUGAGCUGUACUUGGUUGGCCCGCGCAUGGAGAUGUUCAACAACUACACAUUCUUCAAGUGGAUCUGCAGUGCCGUGUACGAGUCGGCGGUUAUCUUUGUGUUCGUGGUGUACGCGUUCAACGAGAACCUUUCAAACCCCGGCAGCGCACCCAUGGUGCAGUACGGAUUGCUGGCAUUCACGAUGGUGGUGUUGGUGGCAAACAGCAAGCUGUGCUUGCUGCAGAUGUCCUGGGGCGUGUACGGCGCCGUGUGUUGGUUCGUUGGUGUCAUCGCGUAUCUCCCGCUCACGCCCAUCAUCUCGAGCUUUUGA
Molecule: messenger RNA, 1626 nt
Organism: Phytophthora sojae
Lineage: Eukaryota; Oomycota; Peronosporomycetes; Peronosporales; Peronosporaceae
Exons: 6
Coding region: 1-1626 (541 amino acids)
Biological process (GO): phospholipid translocation
Cellular component (GO): plasma membrane
Molecular function (GO): ATPase-coupled intramembrane lipid carrier activity
Source: RefSeq, a predicted model, not a curated record